This is a messenger RNA of Caenorhabditis bovis, 1089 nucleotides long. Lineage: Eukaryota; Metazoa; Nematoda; Chromadorea; Rhabditida; Rhabditidae. The record is from the annotation of a GenBank genome assembly.
AUGGUCGACACGAUUGCGGUUCUGAAUCCGAUCCAACUCGAAAUGUCGUCGUCCGAGUUGCAGCUCGCGGUGAGUGCGAGCAGUCGUAGCACAUCGUCGUCGGAUUUGGACCCAGUCUCGCCGCGCGGAGAGGAGAUUUUACGAAUGCAACAAGAACUGAGAGCUACUCGAAAUGCGCUAGCCGAAAAAGAUCGCAAAAUGAAUCAGAUUCAAACUACGGUCGACGCUGAAGUUCAGGAACUCACUGAGAAAUUGUUUCAGGAAGCGUACAAAAUGGUGAAUUCGGCCGAGGCUCGUCGUGAAAAAGCCGAGAAGCUGCUUGCCGAGUCGAGGUCGGAAGUCGAAGUGCUCCGCGCCGAAGUUCUUGCACUUAAAGAGCUCAUCGCUGCACCAGGAAUGGGUCGAAAUCACUUCAAACAGACGUCGAGUCCGUCGCCGGAACACAAAUCGACUCUCGCCAAGUUUUUUAAUUCAUCCUCAUCCAAAAAGUCAAAAGAGCCAUUAAUUUCUGAUAAAAGAAAAACUUCUUCGCUUCCUUCGACUUUAACAUAUAAUGCCGAGAAUAACGGAAAAGAUCGAGAACAAAAAGAAGCUGACGCAGUUGAAGAGAUUGAUCCAAUUUUGUUCGGUGAGUUUCAACUCUGGCGCGAGGCGGGUCAUCCUACCACUUCACAUCCGUUCAUUGAUCGUGUACUCAUUGAAGAAGUCGAGCCAUGCAUGCUAUUUGAAAAUCAAAAGUUAUCGGAAGAACUGAUGCUAGCAAUCAAGGAAAAUCGAGUGCAAUUAGAGCCACUAAAUGAGCAUAAUCCUUCGGUUAGAACAUGCGAGUUGACGAGUGUGUCCCGCUUUUGCCCGUAUCGAAUUCGAACCGACGACUCGGCUGAAUGGCAUUAUAUUUCACUAAUUGCUAGAAAUAAGAUAGCUGCCGUUUGCGACUUUUUCACAUGCAUUCGUUAUCUUCGCGAAGGCCUAAUCAAAUCUGGAUUGCGCGAUUCCUAUUUCCACGUUGUCGCUCUUCGCAAAAACAUGGCUCUCGCCAAAUUAGGCCUCGGAUUCGUGCCAAAAUCCAACAUUCGCCAUAAUCAUUGA